Messenger RNA from Acanthochromis polyacanthus (spiny chromis), 1921 nucleotides. RefSeq names its product FUN14 domain-containing protein 1. Gene Ontology annotation, cellular component: mitochondrial outer membrane. The coding region runs from base 120 to 602 and encodes 160 amino acids. The record is from RefSeq and is a predicted model, not a curated record. Gene Ontology annotation, biological process: autophagy of mitochondrion. NCBI's taxonomy places the organism in Eukaryota, Metazoa, Chordata, Actinopteri, Pomacentridae. The transcript is spliced from 5 exons.
AAUUGCUGAGUCCAAUCAAGUGAAAUGAAAGCAGCUGAACUGACGUGGCAGAGCGUCAUCAUGAUGGGGGCGGGGCUUAGCAUUGUCAACAUCCUGGUGACAUAACUGCUCUCUCCAAAAUGGCGACGGCUGAACAGAGGGAAGCUGGUCAGGACGACCCAGAGAGCGAAGAUGAGGUUUACGAGGUUGUGGACCUGACAGAAUAUGCUCGGAGGCACCAGUGGUGGAGUAGGGUGUUUGGGAACAACUCCGGCCCCAUUGCUGAGAAGUAUUCUGUGGCCACUCAGCUCAUGAUGGGAGGAGUGACUGGAUGGUGUGCUGGUUAUGUCUUCCAGCGAGUUGGGAAGAUAGCAGCUACUGCUAUUGGCGGAGGUUUCCUUCUUUUACAGAUCGCCAAUCACAGCGGCUACGUUCAGGUGGACUGGAAGAAGGUGGAGAAGGAUGUGAACAAAGCAAAGAAGCACCUAAAGAAGAAAGCAAACAAAGCAGCCCCUGAAAUAAACACAUUCAUUGAGGAGGUAAAGGCCACAGAUUUUAUAAAGAGGAACAUCGUCUUGUCCAGCGGGUUUGUCGGUGGCUUCUUCCUGGGAUUGGCCUCCUAAAGCUGCUGCACACGCUGGAGUCUCCACUUACUGUAAAUCACACUAUGACAUAGGUCACUUUCCUCUCUGUUGUUUACCUCUCGGCCCCAUCCGUUCAAAGGUUCAUCUGUUUAAUGACGUGAACAGGGGGGUUACGUUGAACAUCAUAGCAUGAUCUGUUGUGACAGUGGUAUUAACUCGUUGUUCUUCUCCCCCCCUGUUUUGAAUCAUCCUAGCUAGCUAUUUCCUUUUUCUGUUUGAGUGAACAUUUUGAAGAGUGUGUGCCAGAGCCCUCUUGGCAUAUCUGGAUUGUACUGUGAAGAACUCUUCUGUGGGACCCUCUGUGGAUCUUUUUUGCUGAAUAUGUCAAGCGGCCACAAAUUUCGCAGAUUCAUUUGUUUGCUUUUUGCAAAAGUUUAGAUUGUCCUGAGUGUUUGCCUGGAGGAUUCUGGUCUCAGAGGCAAGUUGGCAAUGUGUGGGCGCCGUUGUAAAUAUAUAGCCAACCCUCCUUUUCAGAGCUGUAAAUACACACACAAGAGUAAAUAUUAUAUAAUGGAACGCGGCAGAGUGGGAAGUUAACGCCAGCCCCCAGUCUAGUGCCUGGAGGCAUUUUUUAUGUAGCUGUGAAGUCUGUUGGGUUUUUAAGAUUUGCCACGCUGGCUGGGGGAUUGGAAAAGUUUCCACUCUGAACUCCUAACUGAUGCACAACACAUGUCACGAGCCAGUUAACGUUGCUUCUGUGAAUAUCCUCUGCUUUACAGACAACAAUGACUCUUAAAGAUCCUGUACUUUACACAACUCCCAGCUCCACAAUGCCCUUUAAUGACAGGCCGAGCAUCUGCUGCACCCUAAUUACCACCAUCACAAGCUAAACACCAAAAGAGCCGCCAGUCGGGUCAUUAAAGAGCAUAACUGGGGAGCAGUUGCGACUCCUCACGCCCUCACUGUUGUCGUUGUGUGUUUAAUAGUGUCAGUGUAGCAAUAACAAAACAGCAAUGCUGCCGAGUUGUGCUUCAUCACUUCAGUUAUCUAGAUUGGACAUCCACUCACAGGAGUCCGGUUCAGUUGAUCACGAGUUGCUUACUUUAUAUAUAUAUUUUUUGCCUUUUUUUCUACCAGUGCAAUAUACAGUAUUUCAGAUAUGAGUUGUUUUUGCUUUGCAAGAGCUUGUUAUGUCUCCAUCUGGUGUUUUGUAUGAUCACGUUCCCUCAUUUUUUCUGUUUAACGUUUUUUUGAUAACUCCUAUUUGAGUUUUGGUGAAUUUGGUUUGUGUCUCUUUUGAAAUGAAGUUGCCUCAUUUUGUUUUAAGUAACAGUAAAAUGUUUUAAAAAAACCUCAAA